Molecule: messenger RNA, 1293 nt
Organism: Sphenostylis stenocarpa
Lineage: Eukaryota; Viridiplantae; Streptophyta; Magnoliopsida; Fabales; Fabaceae
Source: the annotation of a GenBank genome assembly
AUGUCAGUCUUUGAAACUGUUACUGGCCCUAACGCCACUUUCCAAUCAAUAAUUUUGGUACUAAAGUUCCCUUUCCUAUAUGGCCAUACAUGCCACAUGAUAAACGUGAAUCUAUUCUUAAUACUACAAUCCCUUUUCUUUGGCUAUAUAAAGUCCUGCAUACCAAACUUGACAUACCUACAUAAUACAAAGCAACAAGUUUUACUCAAAUUGCUCCAUUCUGUCACCCCAACCCAGAAAGAGCACAACCACUUUCAGGAGAAACUGAACAUGUUUAGUGUUAAGGAAUUAGUUGAAUCCAAUUGUACGAGCUCUGUCCCCUCCAACUACGUUUGCCUUAAAACCCCCGAAGAUUCCAUUUUGUAUGAUGAGACAGACAACAUUCCAACCAUCGAUUUUUCCCAACUCACCUCUUCCAAUCCCGAUGAACGCUCCAACGCAAUCCACCAACUAGGUGAUGCAUGCCGUGAUUGGGGUUUCUUUAUGCUAAUCAAUCACGGUGUGUCGGAGACACUGAGGGAGAAGGUGCUUAGGGAAGGCGAAAGCUUUUUCGAUCUGAGUCAGGAAGAAAAAAUGGAGUACGCGGGAGAGAAGAUACUUGAUCCUAUAAGAUAUGGAACAAGCUUCAAUCUCAUGGUUGACAAGACCUUUUUCUGGAGAGAUUAUCUCAAAUGUCUUGUUCACCCUCACUUCAAUGCUCCUUCUAAGCCUCCCGCUCUCAGGGAAACUUUAGAGGAAUACAGCAGAAAGGGUAAGGGAGUGGUUGAAGAGUUGCUGAAAGGAAUAUCUCUAAGCUUAGGGCUUGAAGAAAACUACAUACACAAAAGGAUGGAUGUAGAGAUGGGGUGUCAGGUGCUUGUUAUCAACUAUUACCCACCAUGCCCUAAGCCUGAGCUUGUCAUGGGGCUUCCUGCACACACGGACCAUGGGAUUCUCACCCUCCUUAUGCAUAACGAGCUUGGAGGGCUUCAAAUUCAACACAAGGGUAACUGGAUUCCUGUCAACCCCUUACCCAAUUCCUUUCUCUUCAAUACUGGGGAUCACAUGGAGAUACUAACGAAUGGGAGAUACAAGAGCGUUGUUCAUCGGGCUGUGGUGAACACAAAAGCCACCAGAAUUUCUGUUGGCACUGCACAUGGACCCAAUCUUGACACCAUAGUGGGUCCUGCACCAGAGCUGGUGGGAGAUGAUAAUCCCGCAGCAUAUCGUGCCAUCAAAUAUAGAGACUACAUACUGCUUCAGCAAAACAAUGAACUCGAUAGAAAGACAUGCUUGGAUCGUAUUCGGAUUUGA